This is a messenger RNA of Lipotes vexillifer (Yangtze River dolphin), 2855 nucleotides long. RefSeq names its product TATA-box binding protein associated factor 4b (gene TAF4B). The record is from RefSeq and is a predicted model, not a curated record. Gene Ontology annotation, biological process: transcription initiation at RNA polymerase II promoter; DNA-templated transcription. Gene Ontology annotation, molecular function: DNA binding; RNA polymerase II general transcription initiation factor activity; protein heterodimerization activity. NCBI's taxonomy places the organism in Eukaryota, Metazoa, Chordata, Mammalia, Artiodactyla, Lipotidae. The transcript is spliced from 15 exons. The coding region runs from base 6 to 2591 and encodes 861 amino acids. Gene Ontology annotation, cellular component: transcription factor TFIID complex.
UGGGGAUGCCCGCGGGCCUCACAGAACCGGCCGGCGCCGCUACCCCCGCUGGUGUGGGCGCCUCCGGGACCGUGACCAUGGCCCCCGCCGCGGCUCUGCCAGUCCGGGUGGAGAGCACUCCGGUGGCCUUGGGCGCCGUGACUAAGGCUCCUGUCAGUGUCUGCGUGGAGUCCACGGCGCCCCAGCCGCUGCGGUCCCCCGUGGGGACCCUGGUGACUAAAGUAGCUCCUGUCAGUGCUCUUCCUAAACUCAGCUGCGGCCCUCGUCUGCCAGCUCCUCAGAUUGUCGCUGUGAAAGCACCCAACACCACAACAAUCCAGUUGCCUGCUAAUUUGCAGCUUCCUCCAGGAACAGUUUUGAUCAAAAGUAACAGUGGUCAGUUGAUGUUGGUAUCUCCUCAGCAAGCUGUAACAAGAACCGAGACCACAAGUAACAUAACUUCAAGGCCAGCUGUACCAACGAAUACUCAAACAGUCAAAAUCUGUACAAUGCAGAAUUCUAGUUCACAGUUAAUCAAGAAGGUGGCAGUGGCACCUGUUAAACAACUGGCACAAAUAGGAACUACUGUGGUAACCACUGUUCCGAAGCCUUCCCCAGUGCAAUCUGUGGCUGUGCCAACCAGUGUUGUCACAGUGACCCCUGCAAAGCCGUUGAAUACUGUGGCUACCCUGAAGCCUUCAAGUUUGGGAGCGCCACCCACCCCCUCAAGUGAGCCCAGUCUCACAGCAGAGAACUCAGCCACUGCUCAGACUAAUCUUUCUCCGACGAUGCUAGAAAAUGUGAAGAAAUGUAAGAACUUCCUCGCAAUGUUAAUAAAACUAGCGUGUAGCGGAUCACAGUCCCCGGAGAUGGGGCAGAAUGUGAAGAAGUUGGUGGAACAACUUUUGGAUGCAAAAAUUGAAGCAGAAGAAUUUACUAGACAGCUGUAUGUUGAACUCAAGUCUUCACCUCAGCCUCACCUAGUUCCUUUCCUUAAGAAAAGUGUGAUUGCCUUACGACAACUGAUGCCUAACUCCCAGAGCUUUAUUCAGCAGUGUGUUCAGCAGACUUCUAGUGAGGUGGUCAUUGCUACCUGUACCACAACAGUAACACCUUCUCCUGUGGUGACAACAGUAGUUUCCUCAGUCCAGCCUGAAAAGCCCAUCAUUGGUUCUGUAGCAGCAACAUCUGGAACUGUGUCAGUGCAAACUCUGAAUCCACUUGCUCCAGGGGGAGCAAAAACUGGAGUUGUGACACUUCAUUCUGUGGGUCCAGCUGCUGUGCCAGGAGGAACAACAGCUGGAACUGUUGUGCUUCAGACUCCAAAACCGCUAGUGACAUCUCUGCAGAACACAGUGACAGCAGUCUCACUUCAGCCUGAAAAGCCAGUUGUCUCUGGGACAGCAGUGACACUGGCCCUCCCCUCGGUAACUUUUGGAGAAACCUCAGCAGCAGCUGUAUGUCUUCCGUCUGUGAAACCUGUUGUUACUUCUGCUGGGACCACAUCUGACAAGCCUGUCAUUGGCACUCCAGUCCAAAUCAAACUUGCACAGCCGGGCCCCGUGCUUACACAACCAGCCAGCAUUCCACAGGCAGUUAAAGUCCAACAACUAGUAGUCCAGCAGCCUUCAGGAGGCCUUGCAAAACAAGUGACCACACUUUCCCAUUCCUCAGCAUUGACCAUCCAGAAAUCUGGACAGAAGGUGACAGUGAGCACUGCAGUACCUACCAGUCAGUUUCCUCAAGCUUCCAUUCUAAAGCAGAUUACCCUGCCAGGAAAUAAAGUUCUGUCAGUUCAGUCAUCUAUUCAGAAAAACAAAAUAAAAGAGAAUGGAACAGCAUCCUUCAGAGAUGAAGAUGACAUCAAUGAUGUGACUUCCAUGGCAGGGGUCAACCUCAGUGAAGAAAAUGCCUGCAUCUUAGCAACAAACUCUGAAUUGGUUGGCACACUUGUUCAGUCAUGUAAAGAUGAACCGUUUCUUUUCAUUGGACCUCUACAAAAGAGAAUUUUAGACAUUGGUAAAAAGCAUGACAUUACAGAACUUAACUCUGAUGCUGUGAACUUGAUCUCCCAUGCAACACAGGAGCGAUUACGAGGCCUUCUAGAAAAACUGACUACAAUCGCUCAGCAUCGAAUGACAACUUACAAGGCAAGUGAAAAUUAUAUCCUGUCUAAUGACACCAGAUCACAGCUCAAAUUUCUUGAAAAGCUAGAUCAACUGGAGAAGCAUAGAAAGGAUGUAGAAGAAAGAGAAAUGUUACUUAAAGCAGCCAAGAGUCGUUCCAAUAAAGAAGAUCCAGAACAGCUGAGAUUAAAGCAGAAAGCCAAAGAGUUACAACAGUUGGAGCUUGCGCAGAUACAGCAUAGAGAUGCUAAUCUCACAGCUCUUGCAGCUAUUGGACCAAGGAAGAAGAGACCACUAGAAUCCGGGUCUGGAAGUGAGGGUUUAAAAGACAACCUUUUUGCUUCUGGGACAUCCAGCCUGACAGCCACCAAACAGUUGCUUCGUCCAAGAAUCACAAGAAUCUGCCUCAGGGACCUGAUCUUCUGUAUGGAGCAGGAGAGGGAGAUGAAGUAUUCCCGAGCUCUGUACCUGGCCCUUCUGAAGUGACCAUGGCCCUCUCCAUCCAGAUCCUUGCUACUUACUGCCAAAGAAGACAUAAAGAGCGGUGUCACAUGGUCCUGAGAUUUCAGUUUCUGGAAAAUAAUCACCGAUAGGGAAGACCAUUGUUUACAGUUAUAUACUUUUAUUAACUCUUAUGUAUUCCAUUAGGUUCUUAAUGACUAGGAAUCAGCUUCUAAAAAUAGGUUGUGAAGUACAGUUUAUUUACACAGAAGUAGGCAUAUGCCUGCCUACGUGUUUAAUUACAGCAAG